AUGUCUGUAUUGGUCAAGGGAGCAGGCAGGGUUUGCGCUCGCAACCCGAGCUGUUGCUACUCGGCGCCGAGGUUACGGACAGCCGCCAUCUCAUCAACCUCCACAGCAAACUAUACGGCGUCUCGGUCACAGAGGAGGUUACCAAGGACGACUGCAGCCUCCUGGACGCAAACGCGCCUCUUCUCCGUCAGCAGGCCACGGCGGUACGCUACCGAGGAGGAAUCCUUCGAUCCCCGGACGGUCGAGAGGGAGAGCGAUGAGGUGGAUGUUUGCAUUGUGGGUGGAGGCCCGGCCGGUCUCAGUGCCGCGAUCCGCUUGAAGCAGCUCGCAAACGAGGCCGGCAAUGAAGACUUCCGCGUUCUCCUCCUCGAAAAGGCCGGCGAGCUCGGCGCGCACAUCGUGUCGGGCGCCGUGAUCCAACCCACCGCCAUCGACGAGUUGAUCCCCGACUGGCUGUCCGAGGACAACCCCGACCGCUUCGAGCAUGCGACGCCCGCAGGCACCGACCGCAUGCGCUUCCUGACCAAGACGAGAGCCAUCCCCCUGCCCGGCCCGCCGCAGAUGAACAACCACGGCAACUAUAUCGUCAGCCUGGGCCAGUUCACCGCCUGGCUGGGCGCGCGCGCUGAGGAGCUCGGCGUCGAGGUUUAUCCGGGCUUCGCCGCCUCCGAGGUCAUUUACAAGUCGGACGGCUCGGUUCUCGGAGUCGCCACCAACGACCUGGGCAUUGGGCGCGACGGCAAGCCCAAGGACUCGUUCGAGCGCGGCAUGGAGUUCCACGCCCGCUGCACGCUCUUCGCCGAGGGUUGCCACGGUAGCUUGACCAAGCAGGUUACCAAGAAGUUCGACCUGCGCCGCGACAGCCAGCCGCAGACGUACGGGCUCGGGCUCAAGGAGGUCUGGGAGGUCGACCCGGCCAAGUUCCGCAAGGGUGAGAUAACGCACUCGCUCGGCUACCCGCUGCCCAAGGACGUGUAUGGCGGCGCGUGGAUGUACCACUUUGGCGACAACCUCGUGUCGCUCGGCCUCGUCGUCGCCCUCGACUAUCCGAAUCCCUGGAUGUCGCCGUACCAGGAGUUCCAAAAGAUGAAGAAGCACCCGCUCUACAGGGAGGUGCUUGAGGGCGGCAAGUGCAUCUCGUACGGCGCCCGCGCCCUGAUCGAGGGCGGGUUCCAGUCAAUCCCUAAGGUCGCCUUUCCUGGCGGCGCCCUGAUCGGCGACUCUGCCGGCUUCGUCAACGUGCCCAAGGUCAAGGGCACGCACAACGCCAUGAAGUCAGGAAUGUUGGCGGCCGAGGCCGCAUGGAAGGCCCUGGGCACAAACGAGAGCAAGGGGUCCGUCUUUCUCUACGACUACGAGAGCUCGCUGCGCCAGUCCAGCAUAUGGAAGGAGCUCAAGGAGGUGCGCAACAUGCGCCCGUCCUUCCACAACCCGCUUGGCCUGUACGGCGGCAUCAUGUACUCGGGACUGGAGGCAUACGUCCUCAAGGGCCGCGUGCCCUGGACGUUGAAGCACAAAACGACCGACCACGGCGCCACCAAGCCGGCGGACCAGUGCGAAAAGAUCGAGUACGAAAAGCCCGACGGCGAGAUCACCUUUGACAUUCUCACCAGCGUCUCCCGCACCGGCACCAACCACGAGGAAGACCAGCCGGUACACCUGCAAGUCAAGGACUGGGACCGCCACGCGCUCGAGACCUGGCCCAAGUUCAAGGGCCUGGAGAACAGAUUCUGCCCGGCCGGUGUGUACGAAUACGUCGAGGAUCAUUCCAAGGAGCUGGGUGUCAGGUUCCAAAUCAAUGCUCAAAAGUAA
Messenger RNA from Pyricularia pennisetigena, 1812 nucleotides. RefSeq lists its product as uncharacterized. Gene Ontology annotation, molecular function: electron-transferring-flavoprotein dehydrogenase activity; iron-sulfur cluster binding. The transcript has 2 exons. Gene Ontology annotation, cellular component: mitochondrial inner membrane. Gene Ontology annotation, biological process: electron transport chain. Lineage: Eukaryota; Fungi; Ascomycota; Sordariomycetes; Magnaporthales; Pyriculariaceae. The record is from RefSeq and is a predicted model, not a curated record. Bases 1 to 1812 code for a protein of 603 amino acids.